GGAGAGGGGGAGGCUCCGGGAGCAUUUUUCAUCAUUUAAAAAACACCAAGGAGGGAGAGUGAGAGAGGUGCAGCGGAGAGAGACAGCCUCUUAGAGCUGUGAGGCAGAAGUGAUGGAUUCAGCCCGCAGAAAAGUGACAGUCUUCUCCUAACGGGCCACAGGCAGUCCACCACCUGGCCCUGGACUCAAACACUUUACUGGGAAAUUACCUCCAUCAUCAAACUAAAAGAAAAGGUACCACUUGUCUCCUCUAAGGGUUCAAACUUUUUUUUUCUGAGGAUUUUUGGAGCAACUUUUAAUGUUUGCCAGAAAAGAUCUGGGAGGUUGGGCUACUGUUGGGCAGAUGACAUUAUUCUAGUAGCAAACACUAAAACCCUACUGCUUCUCCACUGGUGAACUGGACUGAGGGGACAGAAAGUGGAUGGGCAGAGAGCAAAGAGAGAGAGAGAGGAAAACGUAAGGGUGAAACUUUCUCACUUGGGAUGAUUUUCUACCAAGAAAAACGUCAAACAACUCUAGGAGGAAGGCAGAACAACUAAAGGAGCCUCAUCAGCACUGUGCAGUUAUCUUGCUUUGGUGAAUUGGACACAAACUCAUGGAUCCCCCUCCAAUAGUCCUGCUGGGGGUCCUUCUCGUUUAUGGACUAGCCUGUGGUGUCCAGCUGACGCAAGGGAGUCUGCCAGGCAGUAACCAUGGCAAAGACAAGACCCAAGAAUUUGGAAGCAGUGAGGAUGAUCUUGAAGGAGAGUUUCUCUACGCUGGAAGAAGCAAACGGGCGCCAGCUGAACAGCCGCAGGACAAGUGCUCCUACACAUUUAUUGUGCCUCAACAAAAAGUUACCGGAGCCAUCUGUGUAAACUCCAAGGAGCCAGAGGCUAUGCUGGAGAACCGGGUCCACAAACAAGAGUUAGAUUUGCUAAAUGUGGAGCUACAAAAACAAAAGAGGCAGAUUGAGACUCUACAGCAAUUGGUUGAGGUGGACGGAGGAAUUGUCAAUGAGGUCAAGCUUCUGAGGAAGGAGAGCAGAAAUAUGAACUCAAGAGUGACUCAACUCUACAUGCAACUUCUCCAUGAGAUUAUCCGAAAAAGAGACAAUGCCCUAGAGUUAGCACAGAUGGAGAACAGGAUCUUGAACCAAACUUCUGAGAUGCAGCAGCUCACCAGUCGAUACAAAGAUCUUGAGCACAAAUAUCUUCACUUAGCAUCUUUGGCCACAAAUCAGUCGACUCUUAUUGCCAUGCUGGAGGAGCAGUGCCAGACUCGACCCCCUCAACGUUAUGUUCCAGUUGCCCAGCCUCGGCCUCAGUCCCCUCCACCAUCACCACCUCUAAUGAAGCCCUACCAGCCACCGGUCCUUCCACGCAGCAGCAACCCAAUCAGCAAUGAGAUCCAAAGCGAUCAAAAGUCUCUUGUUCAACCGAUGCCCUCUGGUACUCACAGCCCAUCCACCACAGAUGAGCCCAAAGGCCCAUUUAAGGAUUGUCUGCAGGCUCUGGAAGACGGCCACACGGGAAGUGGCAUGUACCUGGUGAAGCCAGAGAAUGCCAACCGCCUCAUGCAGGUGUGGUGUGACCAGAGACAUGAUCCAGGUGGAUGGACGGUUAUCCAGAGGAGGGUGGACGGAUCUGUCAACUUUUUCAGGAACUGGGAGACAUACAAGCAAGGAUUUGGCAACAUCGAUGGUGAGUACUGGCUUGGUCUGGAAAACAUCUACUGGCUGACAAACCAGGGAACGUACAAGCUGCUGAUCACGCUGGAGGACUGGAGUGGCCGGAAAGUGUUUGCAGAGUACGCCAGCUUCAGAGUGGAGCCUGAAGCCGAUUACUACAGACUGAGAGUGGGCCGCUAUCAUGGCAAUGCUGGUGACUCCCUCACCUGGCAUAACGGCAAACAGUUCACAACACUGGACAGAGACCGUGAUGCAUACACAGGAAACUGUGCUCACUAUCAGAAGGGAGGCUGGUGGUACAACUCAUGUGCCCAUUCCAACCUGAAUGGAGUUUGGUACAGAGGAGGACACUACCGCAGCCGCUACCAAGAUGGAAUCUACUGGGCAGAGUUCAGGGGAGGAGCCUAUUCACUCAAGAAAGUAGUCAUGAUGAUCCGUCCUAAUGCUAACACCUUCCACUAAUUCUCAAAGGAACAUAUUUUAUACUGCAUUUCUCACUUUUUUUAUGCAGUGGUACUAAACAAAGUCAAAGAGCAAAGAGAUGCUCAAAGUGCAAUCUUGAAACAUCAGGGUGAUAUGAGUCUUACAAAUAAUUAAAGUUGUGCAUCAUUAUUCUGUUGCCUGAUCGUUUUACCAUUUUUCCAUAAAGAAUACUUAUACCUCGGGAGGUAUUUAUAAUGCAACUCAGCAAACAGAAAGUUAAGGUAUGCUCUUGUUUUCAUCUGAGUGACUGAACAGCUCUACAUUAGGAUCCCAUCAGUAUUUCUAUAUAGUAGGUCAAAAACAAGGUGGUUGACACAGGAAAUGCAUCCAGUGACUAACUUUUACUUUCAUGCUAAAAACAUUUCUUUAGGUUUACUUUUCAGGAACAGUAAAGACAGUUGACUUGUCUUGAGUUUUCUGGUCCAUAAUGUCAUUUACAUUAAAAUGCACAAAUAAAAUGGUGUUUUUUAACUAAACCAAAAAGAACAAAACAAAUUGAAAAUUUUAGUUACUUUUUGAUUUAUUGAAGAUUUUUUUAAAUGGAUUUGACAUGUUUUCAGAUGGUACAUUCUAUUUGAAUAAAAAGGUUUUGAAAUUUUGAAUUGCUUUUGCAGGUAUUCUUUAAGUUGCUUGUAUAAAUGAAGCACUGUAUUUACUGCAUAAAUUAAUGGGUUUGUUGAUGCCUGUAGCUCCAACACAACAUAUUUGUACAUAAGAUACUGUAUUUGUAAAAUAAUGAUUUUUAAGGUUAUACCAACAUUAUGUUGCAAUAAAAUAUGUACAGCUUUU
Molecule: messenger RNA, 2941 nt
Organism: Austrofundulus limnaeus
Lineage: Eukaryota; Metazoa; Chordata; Actinopteri; Cyprinodontiformes; Rivulidae
Gene: angptl2b
Product: angiopoietin-like 2b
Exons: 5
Coding region: 596-2131 (511 amino acids)
Biological process (GO): blood coagulation
Source: RefSeq, a predicted model, not a curated record